GCUUUCGGUUUAGAUAAAUAAAAGUUAUCUGUCGUCCACGACCUGCUACACAUCAAGAUGAAGUCAUCUUCUCGGUUUGGUUUUCGUUUUUCAAGCUCGUUCUGACUCGUACAACAUGAAAAUACAAGGAGCAGGCGUCGGAUGCGAAAAAACAGGAAGAAGUCAGUAUUCCUUGCUGAGAUUUUUGAUAUCGGUUUGCAAAAGUUGGCCACGUAAAAAAUAUACGUCCUCCCUCGUACUCGUCCCUCGUACCAGCCUCGUUAAGGAUGCAGGUUACAAUUUCGUGCACAGCCUUUUUGUCCUUUUCCUCGUGCAAAGACGUCUGAUAAAGAAAUAUGACAUAAAGCACUGAAGCUCUUGCUCUUUAUUCUUUGUUCAACAAGCAACAUGUCCAUUUAUUUUACAUGAGUUGUUACAACCAGGUCCUCCCUGACUGUGAGAAACGUAAAAAACUUCGACCGCAUCAGGUCUAAACAACUUCACAACAAAGUAGGAUAGCGAUCAACUAACUCUCGCACAACGCGCACCAACCGCUUCAAAAAAAAGCAACUGCAAGAAGACUUCAUCACGCAAAGAACAACGAUUGAACUUUGACAACUUUCUAAAAGUUGCCUCUUGAAAACUCAUAAGUAUGAGUGCUGUUUCCCGCUCGUUAGGAAUUACUAGAGGCGUGCGGGGCGGUUUUGUGGGCAUUAGGGACAGGUACAGAAACACCACCAAAGAUGGAAGAGCAGCGUAGCGCGAGCGAUGUUGCACUACUAUGGUUGUCGCCUCAUUUGCGCAGCAUACGAGCAGGCAACCUGGUGGCGUGACUCACUGCCUACUGACCGAUGUGAACAACUGUAGCAUUGUCGCGAGGAGAAGGGGCGAGCAGUCUGGAGCCGCAAGGCGAAGGGGUCAGAUGGCAUUUACGAACCACGAAUAGAGAACCGCGAAGGAACAAGGACGACGAGCCAAGAUCAUUCCACUUUCCGAUCUGAAGUUGUCUAUGUGCUAACUCGCUGUUUUUAGUUUGUGACUUGUAUGUUAAAAAAAAAAAAAAAAAACUUUGACAACUUUCUUGUUGGCAAAGUCAUUCAACCUGCAUCGAUUUUUCUUCACGACCAGAAAAAUCUGGGACAGCUUGAAGAACGACCUCAGACGCACUGUCUGCUUCUGCUCACUGCCGAGUUCAUUUCCUGCUUUCCCCGCGGUUUUUUUUACCCAAAAAAACCAUGAAGGUCCUGCGAACGGGUGCGAAAGUUCUGGCGGGUGCCGGUCUCUUGGCCGGGGUAGUUCCCGAACCGGCGGCGGCUGUGGACGUCGCGCAACUGCUGGGGCGGAUGUAUGGAGGAAAAAGAGAAGGCCGUCUGUAAAAAUAUCAGGAUUCCUUUGAAGAAACCGAACUUCUGCAUGAGAAAUUUAUUCUCGCAUGGAAUAGUACGUAGGGCUAGAAGGCAUGAAACACAAGAAAAGAUGGAGAUCGUGCUGUGUUGAUUGUCAGCAUCAUGCAACAUUCUCUAGCUUGAAAAAGAAGCAGUUCCGUAUACUUAUUUGUCAUUGUUGCAGAAAAAAGACCAAGAACUAUACUGCCGUGGUAAAAAAUAAAAAUGGUUUCUGGACGGCCUUUUUUUUCCUUUCAUACCACGGGGCUUAGUACCAGCACCAGCACGGAGGCGACCAUGGCCUCCAAGAAGAAGGAGAAGAUCAUAUUACAGUGAAAAACGCCCCCACCCCAGAACUUCCCUGGGAGCAUCUGUAUUGCAAGCCUUUCCAAUGGAAUAUCAAUGGAAACAUUCGCCGUCCUGCAUGUUGUAUCAACAUCACAGAAUUUCAAGCGUGAAUAGCAAAAAUCUGUAAUUGCAAAAGAUUCCAGCAAGCGCGGCGCUUGUCAUGCAAGCGAUGCCGUAUACGAUUACGACUAGACUCUGCAUCAGAAAGAUUCAUAGUCCUUUCCAUGCAAGACAAAAAGUUUUCAUUUGGAAACUUCGCAUCACAAAUUGUUGCAACUUUCAGGGUGAGGGCAUUUUUCACUGUAAUAGAUCACCUGCGAGAAGUGGGCCGAGGGGAUCGACAGCGACAAAGUAUCAUUUGUAAAAACGUCCCCACCCGCCCAGAGUUGUGUGUAAUGCAAAUUUGCAUGCUCCUGAGAAUGUUUCUCAUGCAGAGACCGCUCAGAAGCAGUUUCUAUUGGUGUGCAGUUGCGAUUUGAUAUGCUCAAAUUUGCAUCGUAUGCUAGAUUUGUGAGACCCCUGCACUAGCUAAAGACGACUACGAGUUUGUCAUUCGCAACAGCCAAAGCUUGGCGAUUUGUCUAGCAGAUUUCGUCUCUUGACUCUGGGAUGGGGACGUUUUUUCUCACCAUACAAAGAUGAAGCGUGCUCGAAGGAGGCGAAGGACGUGGGCGGCAAUUCCAAGGCGACGUUUGCGAAGAGUUGUGUCUCUGUAUCAAAAGGAAAAAUCCCCCCUCCCCAUAUCGAAAAGGUAUGUUUCCGAAAAUUUGUGUUGCUGAUCUGUGACCACAAAUCGGGUCCGUCUUGCAAGAAGGCACGCUCAGGCUGUCCGCCAGGUCAUGCAGGCGAUUUGUAAUGCUCUAAGGCCUGCUACGGGGUAGCCGUCUGCCAUGCUAGGCGCCUACACCAAAAGCCUCCCGCCUAGGCUCAGGGUCUGAGUGCAUUCCUCUACUGCAACACAAAUUGGAUUUGUGUACCCAAAUCCAGCAUCAGAAGUUUUAGUUUUGUUGUGAUAUGGGGAGGGGAGAUUUUUCCUUUUGAUACUUUGUCGAGAUCACGGAAGACGACCACCUGACGAGCGCUGAGAAGAUAUCAUUUGCAAAAACGUCCCUACCCCAUACUCGUAAUGCAAUUCUGCAUGCUGAAGAUGUUUCUCAUGCAGAGCCCCAUGAGAAAUAUUGUCUAGUCGUGUUUCGGAAUUUGUCGUGCUCCAAUCAGCAUGAUAUGCUAGAUGUGUGGUGCUGGUGAACUAACUGAAUAGGACUAGACUGCGAGGCCAAACUUGUCAUGCGCAACAGCAAAAGCUGGUGGAUUUGUGUAGCAGAUUGCCCAUCUUGACUCUGGUGUGGGGACGUUUUAUUUACUCAGGAUAGAAGAAAAAGCAGCGGAAGCGAGCGGUGUACACGUGUUGCAGUGAUUCCGGGAUUGACAGUUUCGUGAGCUGCUGCUAG
This is a messenger RNA of Amoebophrya sp. A120, 3163 nucleotides long. The record is from the annotation of a GenBank genome assembly. NCBI's taxonomy places the organism in Eukaryota, Dinophyceae, Syndiniales, Amoebophryaceae.